Messenger RNA from Clupea harengus (Atlantic herring), 5646 nucleotides. RefSeq names its product kelch like family member 22 (gene klhl22). Gene Ontology annotation, molecular function: protein binding. NCBI's taxonomy places the organism in Eukaryota, Metazoa, Chordata, Actinopteri, Clupeiformes, Clupeidae. The record is from RefSeq and is a predicted model, not a curated record. Gene Ontology annotation, cellular component: nucleus; mitotic spindle; polar microtubule. Gene Ontology annotation, biological process: proteasome-mediated ubiquitin-dependent protein catabolic process; positive regulation of TORC1 signaling; protein monoubiquitination.
UGGUAUAGUAUAUGUGUAGGCAUGUGGAAUUUCCCCUGUUGACGAGAUUAGAACAGUUGCUGAUACUCGUUUACAAAAUCCCGGAAAUGGCAGUUUUUAAAACGGAGGUGAUCUCAGCUUGCAAGAGGUCUAGCCACAGCAGCAGUAAUGUAAACACUGAAGUGACGGCUAGUAAGCUAAGUGAGGCUGAACUGACUCUUGACGUUAAUUUUAGCUGCGCAGAAGCUCGUUAGGAUUAUUGAUUCGGUUCGUUGAAGUGCGAAUGGACAUUUGCCCUAUUUACUGUGCUGGGAAGAUCAUAACAGUUACCUACAUAAACCACUGCCUAAGUGAGGACUUGCGAUAAUGUGAGCUGGAGCUUUCAGGUGACAUCACCAGCAGACAUGGCUGAGGAUGGCGAGAUGAGGCCAGUGGGGGGGUCGGCGAUGGUCGGCCCGUCUCGGUCCUGCGCGCGCCAGAAAUACCACAGCAGCGGCCAUUCCCAGGGCCUGCUGGACGGCCUUCUGGCGUUGAGGCAGGAUGGCAGUCUGUUUGACGUGGUGCUCCUCGUCGAGGGCAAGCCCAUCCAGGCCCAUCGGAUCCUGCUGGCAGCUUCCUGCGACUAUUUCAGGGGAAUGUUUGCAGGGGGCCUGAGAGAGAUGCAGCAGACAGAGAUCACGGUGCAUGGCGUGAGCUUCGUGGCCAUGACCAAACUAUUGGACUUCAUCUACACUUCCGAGCUGGAGCUGGACCUGGACAAUGUGCAAGAAGUGCUCUCUGCGGCCACCCUAUUGCAGGUUCAGGAGGUAAUCAGCUUCUGCUGCGACUUCCUCUUCUCCUGGCUGGACAACGACAACCUCCUGGAGGUGGAGAAGCUGGCCGACGUGUAUGGCCUGGACCAGCUGUGCACCAAGGUGCACACCUACCUGCUGAAGAACAUCCGCAGCCUCUCGCGCUUGCCCACCUACCGCCAGCUGCCCCCAGAUAAGGUGUUCAGCGUCCUGAACAGCGACGAGCUGGAAGUGGAGUCUGAGAACGAGGUGUACGAGGCCGCGCUGCACUACCACUACACCCCCGAGCAGGUGGAGAAGGACCAGGUUUGUCUACAGGAUCCCCUGAGGAUGCUGGAGGCCGUGCGCUUCUGCCUGAUGGAGCGGGACGUGCUGCAGCGCCUCUGUGGCCGUCUGCACGAAUGCCCACUGCGCCAGGCGGUAGCCGACGCCCUGCGCUACCACGGCCAGGAGCUGUGGCAGCCGGUCAUGCAAAGCCCGCUCACGCAGCCGCGCUCCACUUUUAACUGUGUGUUGGCCUUCGGCGGCAUGUUCUCCUCGGGCGCGCUCGACGACAACGAGGAGCGCUUCCAGGUCUACCACCCCAGCUGGUCGGAGUGGCGCAGCCUGCCGGCCGAGAGGGCGCCUCGCAUGUCCAACAUGGGCAUCGCCGUGCUCAACAACUUCGUCUACCUGGUGGGUGGUGACAAAAACACCAGCGGGUUCCGUGCCGAGACCCGCUGCUGGAGAUACGAUCCUCGGCACAACAGCUGGUGCACCAUCGAGCCUCUGCUGAAGCAGCAUGCAGACCACUACGUGUGUGUCCUGGACGGCUGCAUCUACGCCAUCGGGGGUCGCGACUAUAGCAACGAGCUGGACUGCGUGGAGCGCUACGACCCGCACAACAAUUCAUGGAAAUACGUCGCACCACUGAAACGCGAGGUUUAUGCCCACGCCGGAGCAGUGAUUGAUGGGAAGAUUUAUAUCGCCUGUGGGCGCAGGGGCUCAGCAUACCUGAAGGAGACGUACUGCUAUGACCCCAGCGCCAACCAGUGGGCGGAAUGUGCAGAGGGACCCGUGGAGAGGGCUUGGCAUGGGAUGGCAGCUCUCGAUGGGAAGGCGUACGUCAUCGGAGGCAGCAACGUCGGGUGUGGCUACAGAAGAGACGUGUUCAAGGUGGCGUGCUACACCCCGCGCUCCGACUCCUGGUCACUGCUGAGCCCGGUGCCCGCGGGGCACGGAGAACCCGGCAUGGUCGUGCUGGACAACCGCAUCUACAUCCUGGGCGGGCGCUCGCACAACAAGGGCAGCCGCAUGAAGUACGUGCACGUGUACAACGCCGAGGAGGACUGCUGGGAGAGCGGCACGCCGCUGGAGGACCGCGUGUCGGGCCUGUCGGCGUGCGUGACGCUGCUGCCGCACACCGUCCUCAACCAGGCCCGCAGCUGGGAGCAGCAUGCCAAGGCCUCCUGGGUGGAGGUGGACUGGGACGACUCUGACAACUCCAGUGAGGACUGACCUCCCACACACUUACCGCUUUGGCCCUACAUGGGGGGGGGGUCUGGCGGGUAGCCUGUGUUGUGACGUGGUGCUGGUGUUCGGGAGGUCAGAGGUGGUUGUGACGUGACGGGAAGUGAAAGUACUGGGUAUCUCUCUGAGCUCGCGCCCGCACGAGAGGAGUACAGAAGAGAGACUGCAGCCGUCAAGUCUGAAAUCGAGCGGAUGGGUGUUCAGGUGUAAAACUUUUUUUGUUUUCUGCAUAAAUGACAUUUUAAUCGCUUUGGUUUGGGCCUUUGUGUGACACUGUGUGGGAGAUUUGAAUGACGCGUCACGUCACAAUCGUAGUUCUCACGUCGCAGUUGCACGCAUCUGCAGAUCAGCAGAGUUUGGCUUUAGGACACGUUCAGCUUCACGCGCCACCGUCGGCUGCAGGGUUCUCUGGGGGCUCUUUAGCUCGUCUCUACGUACAUGUGAUCCUCCUUUUAUUGUUUUUCUCGACUGUGACCGGAGUUUGUCUAGCCAGAUGUGUUCAGGGUUGUUCACGUUUGCUUUGUUAUCACGCCACCCUUCGUCCAUCUCUGUGUCGGUCCCCUACUUUUGCUGCUGGUUCUACUCUGAACUAGCACUAGCGACGGUGCUCUUUAUUUCCUUCACAGGUGACGUGGUGAAAACCGUAAAAAAAUCAAUGGCUUUAUUAAGGCAACUAAAACAAUGUGAUUUAAUAACACCCUAGAUGGUAAGAUUACCUUGGCAAUAAUUGUGCAAGGGGGAUAUGAUUUUGGCUUCAUUAUUUAAAGCCUUUAGAUCGCGUCCGCUUUUAGAUGGUCAUUGUUUUUGACUGUUUCCAAUACUGUUGUGUAUUCAUUAGCCAGCCUUGGCUUUUCACUCUCAGUAGGAGUGUGCCAUCAGCUAGGCAGCAGUUUGAAAGAGCCAUAGAGCUAACUACUUUUAGAUGGAUCAGUUUUUCAAUUCAGUGGCGUUUUGAGUUUUGAAGUGGUUGCAUGUAAAAGAGGUCUUGGCCAACAAAUGUGUCCAGGAUGCCACAAAGAUAUGAGAUUAUUGACCCGACCCACUGGGAUUACAGAUGUGACGGAGCAGUGGUGGUCAGGUGUGAUGUGAUAGUUCCUUUUCAGUGUUUGUGUUACAGAGAUUGAUUCCAAAGAGUUGCCGAGAGUUCCAGAGAAGUUGUUACAGCACCACGUUGGCCACUAGAGGGAGUUAGUCACUAAAUAGAACUUCAGUUAGAAAACACCCUGUGCAUAAUGUUUUACUUUCUGUCCACUGUAGGAAUUAGUUAUGGGCUAAUGUGGCAUUUUAAGCACUUUAAAAAACAUAAAAAAAAGCAGAUUAGGUCAUUUAUGUCACUCGAUUGUGCCUUGUUUCGCAUGUUAUGUAGGGGCAAUUGUUCUGGGUUUUAGAGUUUAACACGGUUUUAAACGCGCAAUUUGGGGAAGGUGUCACAUGGCUUCUUAAUCCCCAUUACUGUGUCAUAAGCACCUGUGGUUAAACCUAUAGUUUAUGUUAGGUUGAUUUCAAUAGCUGUGUCAUCAGGGAAUUUCACAACUGUCACUACAGGUUGACUUUGAUGCGUUUCAAUUUAAACCUGGCUGAUAUUACAUCCAUCACAGAUGUCAGGCUUGUAGGUUAUGCAUUUCUUUAACUAUAUAGGCCUAUGUCGUCUUUUAGGACUACUGUUACUGUGAAUUAAAUAGACCUAUUAGCCUACGUCGCGUAGACAACGUGGACAACCGUGGCCUAACUGUAGGAAGGUUUAUCUUUUCCCAAAAAGACACACUGAAUGCAAAUGGACACAUUCUUUUUCACCAUGCGUACAUCAAGCGUCAUCGUGAAUGUUGAGUUGUGGGCCUGUUCCUUUUAAUGUCACAUUCAAACAUAAGCCACAUUUGUAUAGGCUGCUACACUGAAUUUGGGGAUCUCCAAAUUAGUAGGCGUAUCAUUGUUAAACCUAAUUAAAAGCCUUAGUGUUUUGAACUUGUACUAAUAUUGAUUCCUGAUGAACAGAAUGUGGAUAACCACAAAGACAUGAAAAUGGUGGCAGUGUAACAGUUAUAUUCUUUAGCCUAUUUGAAUUAGGAAAAAUCAAAUAAAGGCUAUAUAAAAGUCCUAUAUAAAGUCCUUAAUGUGGCCCUAAUACUCCCUCAUACAAUUGAGUAGUACACUUCUAGACAAAAAAAAUUUAACUGAUGCAAUUGCCCCAUAGUGCUCAUAUAGGAGAUGUCUUUGCCAAAGAAUGUAUCCAGGACUCCACAAAGAUGUCAGAUUAUUGACCUGACAAAACCACUGGAAUUACAAAUGUGAUGGAGCAGUGGUGGUCAUGAAGUGUGUUUUUUUUUUUUUUUUUUUUUUUCCCUUUUAAAGACUACACCAUUUUUAGACCUCACCGAUCCAUAUGAAACAUGGCAUGAUUGUAGCCCCACAUGGCUUUUACGGGAUGAGAGGUUUGCGUCCCUAGGUGGGUGUGCCUCCUCGUGCUAACACCCCCUGAAUACCCCCCGAGGUAUGGUAGGCAAGUUGGCCUCAAGGAGACGCAUGACCCCCGCUCACUAUGAUUCAUUUGUGGAGUGGUGCCACCUAGUGAAUACUGUUCAAAGCAAAGGCCUAGCACUUCACAAGCCAAUAUCUUAUGAUGUAAAGUUCAAACAACAUUUCACUACCACAUUCUGUGGACGCACGCCAAAUUUCGUGACAUUUUGUACAUGGGGGCGCUGCAACUGUCCUAUUUCAAUAUCUCAAGAACGGCUUAAGCUAACAUUUUGAAAUUGUGUGUGCUCAUACUUGGCUACAUUUGCUCACAUCGCCUAAUGGUCCAGUUGGCUCGCUCUACAAAAUGGCAGCCAACUGGCCAAUCAAAAUUCAACAGCCAAUACAUGCCUGUGAAGGUUCAAAAUGAAUGAAAAUGUAUAGGCUCAUUCAUAAUGGCAUAUCAAAGCUAUUUACCAAAUUGCUAAUUAAUCAGCCACAAUAUGUCAAUACAGCAACCUGUCAUCAUUCAAUCUUUGGCAACUUGCUUGGACCCCAGUGCUUGUGGCAAUAUUUAAACGUAUAAUUAUGAUAGUGUAUGCCCCUGUCCUGUUAUAAAUGUUGAUACUCUACAUUUAGUAUUGUGUCAAACAUACUCUUCAGCUAAUAAUCCUACCUGUUGUUCUUGAUUGCCGCAGAGACCAACAGCUCUGUGAAGUUCUUCGUCAUUACAUUUUAUGCUGAUGUCUGUGUCAAGACACCAUUAAUGUUCACUGUUGUCUGAUAAUCAUAUUGAUGUGCACUGUGUAAUACUCUGAAGGCAAUAGAGUACUUUAAAGAGUACUAUAAUGCAAAUAAAAUACUGGUGCAUCUUUAUGUAAUUCAAGUUAAUAAAUGACAUAUGAUAUGGAUCACA